AUGUCCAAAUGUAGAUAACGUCAUUGUCAUUUAUGACAUGAGUAUUGGCCUAUCCGUUUGUGGCGCAAAAUAUUUUGAGGUUAUUCGUUAAAUCUAAUAAAAACACACAAAAUGCCUUUCAUGAAAGGUAGAGCACCUAUCAGACGUACGUUGAAUUAUCUAAACGCUGGAAAACUAGUAUUUAAAGACAAAUUAAGAAUAUUCUCCAUAGGUUACAACAUUCACGGUCAGAACAACACGGGUGCGAAAGAGUUCGUUUUCUGGUAUUUACCACAAAUACAGUAUAAAAAUCCGGAUGUUCAAGUUGCUACAUUAAAGAACCUGACACCUUCGCCGUUUGUAAAGUGCUAUUUUGAAGACGGAAGACGAAUUUUGGUUGAUAUUGACAAUAAAACUAAGGAAGAUAUUUUGGAGCACUUAAUCAAAACUGUUGGUAAAUCAAAAGAGAUUCUGGAGGCUGAAGCUGUAGCUGCUGAGAAAAAAGACAACCCAGCUAAUUUCGGCAUUGGUUGUGAGAGACCUUGUAUAUGUGAAGUGUAUGGUCAAGUGCCUUGCCCUGGAGUUGUUCCUUUACCUAAGGUUAUGCGGGGUAAAUACAUUAAUGCAAAAGAUUAGUUUAUAUAUUAUAUCUUAUAAUUAAAAAGUUUUGGGUGUGUAAAUGAAAGUAAUUAGUUAUAUGU
Molecule: messenger RNA, 680 nt
Organism: Melitaea cinxia (Glanville fritillary)
Lineage: Eukaryota; Metazoa; Arthropoda; Insecta; Lepidoptera; Nymphalidae
Gene: mRpS25
Product: probable 28S ribosomal protein S25, mitochondrial
Exons: 1
Coding region: 112-615 (167 amino acids)
Cellular component (GO): mitochondrion
Molecular function (GO): structural constituent of ribosome
Source: RefSeq, a predicted model, not a curated record